AUGGCGUGCUGCAAUCUUUCUGGUUUGUAUGAGACUAAUGGAGGUGAGCGAAGGGAUAAUGGUUGUAGCGUGGGCGAACUUCGACCGUCGGUGGUGAGCGUCGGAGGCGAGCUUGGAUGCUACGGCGGCGGGGUCCUUCGUGGAGCUGCCACACCUCGUAUCGACAAACUUGCCACGGAGGGGCUUUUGCUCCAUAACUUCAAUGUCGAAAGUGAUUGUGUUCCUACCCGAUCGGCCCUCAUGACCGGCCGACAUCCCAUUCGAACCGGAUGCCGUCAAUCCGUUCCAGCUGGAUUCCCACAAGGUCUCACACAAUGGGAGAAAACGCUUGCCGAAUGUCUGAAAGACAAAAACUAUGCUACGGCCCAUCAUGGGAAAUGGCACCUGGGCGAUAUUCCCGGUCGAUACCCGUCAGACAGAGGAUUUGACGAAUGGCUCGGUAUUCCAAGAACGACAGACGAGACACAGUUCACUUCGUCAUUCGGGUAUACACCGGAGGUAGCAGAUCUUCCUUAUAUCAUGAAAGGGAAAUCCGGGGAGCAGUCCGAGAAUGUGGCCGUGUACGACUUGGAAAAGCGAAGACUCAUUGACGAGAUGCUUAUUGAUCAGUCUAAAGACUGGCUCUCAAGACAAGUCAAUGAGGAAAAUGCAUUCUUUCUCUACCAUCCGCUUGUGCAUUUGCAUUUUCCUACACUUCCUCAUCAAAGCUUCGCGGGAUCUACAGCCCAGGGAGACUUUGCCGACUCAAUGGCAGAAAUGGACUAUCGAGUCGGGCAGCUGAUCGACCACAUUGACAAUCUUGGUAUUCGAGACAACACCAGCCUAAUUUUUGCAUCUGACAACGGCCCUGAAUUUCGACCUCCUUAUCGUGGAACAGCAGGGCCAUGGUCCGGUACAUACCAUACCGCCAUGGAAGGUAGUCUGUGGGUGCCGUUCAUCAUCCGAUGGCCUGGUCAAGUCCCAGAAGCCAGUACUUCGAACGAUAUUGUACAUGUUACCGAUAUCUUCAGUACGAUUGCCUCUAUGACAGGAUCUCCAGUGCCUUCGGAUAGGCCAAUUGACGGCAUUGACCAAACAGAAUUCUUCAAGGACCCGAACGCCAUAAAGUCAAGCAGAACGGGAUUUUUGUUUUACAUCAAGGAAGAGCUUCGGGCAAUCAAGUGGAAAGACUGGAAACUGCAUUAUGUGUGGGAGCCAAAGGUUAACCAAUCAUCUGAGCGUCUCGAAAGCCCUUACUUGUUCAAUACCGUGAGAGAUCCCAAGGAGGAGAGUGACAUUUUGGCCUUCAAUACUUGGGUUGUGCAACCGAUGAUGAAGCUCAAAAGUUAG
Molecule: messenger RNA, 1329 nt
Organism: Penicillium salamii
Lineage: Eukaryota; Fungi; Ascomycota; Eurotiomycetes; Eurotiales; Aspergillaceae
Source: the annotation of a GenBank genome assembly